GUAUUUUAAUAUUAGUCCAGCUCUAGUUUUUUCAUAUGUUUACAAUUUUUAAGAAAUAGAAUUGGGUCAAAAUGAAUAUUCACAAAUUAGGCAUUUCCACUGGAAGUGCUAUUGGACGUGCGAGAUAUUUUAGCAGCGUAGCGAAACCAGAGCUGCCGGCAUCAUUUGUCAAGGAUGAUGUGGAAUAUGUGCCUGAGCGGGAUAAGUCUGGCUUGCGGCAACAACACAAAAAUGUGCUCCACGAAACAUUGCCAUAUAACGAGGCACAUUCCUGGAUACAUUUGACUGAAAAGUAUCAAAGAAACAUGUAUGGUCGCUAUGGCUCAAAAAGUAAUGUCAAUCCACAAAUAUGCUUCGGUACACUGGCCGAACGAACGAAAGCCCAACAGCGGGAAAGCAUUACGCAACCUGAAACUUUGCCGGAAUUAUUAGAAAAACUUCGCAUUCGCAAAGCGGCAAAGCAAGCAGCAAUAAAUGAGCGGGAGGAGAGCAUACAAAAGAAGCUGGAGAAACUAGAUCAAUGGAAGGCAGAGCUAAACGCAAAGGUGGAAAAACGUAAGGCAGAUGCCGCAGCUGCCAUUCAGCGCAAAGAGCGAUUGAUUGAAGAGGUUCGCCGGCAUUUCGGAUUCAAGGUGGAUGUACGCGAUGAACGCUUCAAGGAAAUGCUCGAACAGAAGGAGAAGGAAGACAAGCGUAAGCAGAAGGAGGCCAAGCGCAAGGUCAAAGAGGAGAAGAUGAUGGCCAAAUUAGUUCAACAAACGAGUUAGUCUAAUUGUUCACGAUUAUAUAUAAAUGUCAAAUGACAAUGAAAA
Molecule: messenger RNA, 812 nt
Organism: Drosophila hydei
Lineage: Eukaryota; Metazoa; Arthropoda; Insecta; Diptera; Drosophilidae
Gene: CRIF
Product: growth arrest and DNA damage-inducible proteins-interacting protein 1
Exons: 1
Coding region: 72-767 (231 amino acids)
Cellular component (GO): nucleus
Source: RefSeq, a predicted model, not a curated record